GACCGUCCAGACAUCCUAGCCUCAUUCUCCCUCAUCAACAACCUCUAGCCACCAUGGUGGAGAAGGAGCAGGCAAGACCGCUAGCCCCGGCCGGCUACCGACCCAGCAGCGACGACAAUGAAGCUGCCCUCCACAUAAAAAGAGCUCGACAAAAGAAGUUCAUAAACUGCUGCGGGUGCAUAACAGCCAUAGUGCUAAUCCAAGCCGUUGUUAUCAUAAUCCUAGCUUUCACCGUGUUCCGAGUCAAGGAGCCGAAAAUCAACAUGAACAAAGUCACAGUCACAAAGCUCGAGCUGGUCAAUGGCACCACCCCCAAGCCGGGCACCAACAUCUCUUUAACGGCUGAUGUUUCGGUGAAGAAUCCAAACGUGGCUUCGUUCAAGUACAGCAACACCACCACCACGCUGUAUUAUCACGGCACGGUGGUGGGGGAGGCUAGAGGUCCGCCUGGACGAUCUAAGGCCCGACGGACGAUGAGGAUGAACAUCACCGUGGAUAUUAUCACCGACAUGCUGAUUACCAACCCGAACCUGAAGGCGGACGUGGAUUCGGGGCUGUUGACGAUGAGCAGCUAUUCUAGGAUUCCGGGAAGGGUGAACAUGUUGAAUAUAGUGAAGAAGCAUGUCAUUGUGAAGAUGAACUGUACUAUGACGGUUAAUAUUUCUAGCCAGGCGAUUCAAGAACAAAAGUGCAAGAGGAAGGUUAAUCUAUAGGUGGGUUUCGAUCCUUUGUACUUUGUUUAUUGAAAUUGAUCGAUUACAUCAUAGCAUAUGUAGCAAUGAUCUAUGAUUAUACGUAAGAUCGUCGUUAGUCGAGCUUAUUUCUAUCAUAAAAAUGAUCUAUUUUUACUUCGAUCCCUUGUAUCCGAUCUGUAUUUACCAAACCAAUCUCAAUGAAGAGGAAAUCUUGUGUCCCAAGUUUGUUAA
Messenger RNA from Rosa chinensis, 926 nucleotides. RefSeq lists its product as uncharacterized. The coding region runs from base 54 to 713 and encodes 219 amino acids. NCBI's taxonomy places the organism in Eukaryota, Viridiplantae, Streptophyta, Magnoliopsida, Rosales, Rosaceae. The transcript has a single exon. The record is from RefSeq and is a predicted model, not a curated record.